GGCUUUUAAUUCUAGUAUUUCUUUUGCUGAAGGGCUGCUUGCCCGUGUUUCUUAAAGCCUGAGGAAAACUCUUCUGAACUACAAGAAAUUGAGAGAGUUAACAGAGAUUUUCAGGUUGAAGCCUUACAGCUGGUCAACAGUGGUCUGUACGAGGGGCGUGAGGACUUCGCAGUUGCCAUGCAGCCAUUUUUCCGAAACACAUUGCUGCCCCUGGAUAGUAACGGCAAGCCAGAUCUGAGUUUCUUUGCUGCAGACUGCUUUCAUUUCAGUGCAAGAGGCUACGCUGAGAUGGCCGCGGCUCUCUGGAAUAAUAUGCUGGAGCCAGUUGGUGAAAAGCAGACUUACAACAACUUUACCCAUGACAGAUCAAAACUCAAGUGUCCAAACCAAGAGAAACCAUUUCUUUCCACGCUGAGAAACAGUGGAUUCAGAAAUUCAGAUGUCAACCUGGAGAAAACAAAACCUUCAGUCCCCUACUGGGCUGUCAUUGUGGCGGCCGUAGGUGGAGUCCUGGUGGGUUCUUUACUCAUAUGGGUUGUGUCAGGAAGAAGAGCCAAGAGGCACCAACGUGAGACUGAUACAGAAAAGAAUAUUAAAACAACAUCUUUGUAA
Molecule: messenger RNA, 612 nt
Organism: Opisthocomus hoazin
Lineage: Eukaryota; Metazoa; Chordata; Aves; Opisthocomiformes; Opisthocomidae
Gene: PLB1
Product: phospholipase B1
Biological process (GO): phospholipid metabolic process
Cellular component (GO): brush border membrane
Molecular function (GO): phosphatidylcholine lysophospholipase A1 activity; A2-type glycerophospholipase activity; retinyl-palmitate esterase activity
Source: RefSeq, a predicted model, not a curated record